Molecule: messenger RNA, 1229 nt
Organism: Dermacentor silvarum
Lineage: Eukaryota; Metazoa; Arthropoda; Arachnida; Ixodida; Ixodidae
Product: homeobox protein rough
Exons: 3
Coding region: 1-762 (253 amino acids)
Biological process (GO): regulation of transcription by RNA polymerase II
Cellular component (GO): nucleus
Molecular function (GO): DNA-binding transcription factor activity, RNA polymerase II-specific; RNA polymerase II cis-regulatory region sequence-specific DNA binding
Source: RefSeq, a predicted model, not a curated record
AUGAAGCAGGGUGACUCGGAGGCCGCUGAGGAGUCCGGGCCUCUAGAGGCCAAGACGUCAUCGGGUGGUCGACCGUCGGCAUUCACGCCGGUUCCCGGUACUGCGGAGAAGCCCUGUUCCCCGGUCGAGUCCUCACCUGCUCAGGCCCCCGUCAUGGGACCCCAGCUGUUCCGGCCGUUCCUGCCAGCCAUGUUUCCCGCCCUGGAGCCGGCGCUGUUCUGCCGCAGCCUGACGGAUUUCGCCUUGAAUCCAGCUGCCUUGCCCAUGUUCUUCCAGCGACGGCGACGCAAGGACGGUCGCCAGCGCCGCCAGCGCACCACGUUCACGAGCGAGCAGACGCUGCGGCUCGAGCUGGAGUACCAGCGCAGCGAGUACAUCAGCCGGCCGCGACGCUUCGAGUUGGCCGAGGGCCUGGAGCUGACCGAGACGCAGAUCAAGAUCUGGUUCCAGAACCGACGCGCGAAGGACAAGCGCAUCGAGAAGGCGCAGCUGGACCAGCAGUACAGGUGCCUGGCCCUGGCCAGUGGUCUGGGCUCGCUGUGCGCAGCGCCCUCUAGUGUGGCCGGAGGACACGCGGCGACCAAUGGCAGCACCGCGGCCGGUGCACAGUCUAGUUCCGCCGCCGCCGCCGCCGCGGUGCAGUCAUUCUGCGGAGCGUGCUACUUCAAGCCUCCAUCGAUGCUGCCGCCUCCUUCAACGGCCGCUGCCGCGGCAGCUGCAGCAGCCGCUGCGGACUCUGCCGCAGCCAGAUUCGGCCUCUGAGAGGUCAAUUCGAAGUCGUACUGCCCUACAGCUUCCUCUUGUGCAGUGCAGCUGACGACUUCUCAAGGCAAUUCACCUCAGCGCAAAUAGGGCGCGGGAAGACACACUCCUAAGAACAAUUGCGAAUGUGACUAGGACACCGAUUAUUCUGCCUAAUUUCUUUGGCAAGGGGUGGUUCGAAGCACCAGUGACACUUAAAGCCUUCACCAUUUCGUCAUUCUACCCUAGCCUGCGAGCGCAGGCAUACUGUAAGUUUCGCUUGCUGUUGCUGGUCAACUCUAAGUGGUGCCAAGAGUCAUCAUGCCUCCUAAAGGGACUCGUUUCAGUGCCGAGCACGGUUGUGCCGGGCGGUCAAAGAUUUCCGAGUGAUCAGCAGCGGCAAUGAGCUAACCGUGAAACGACGGUUGCAUGGGGCAGUAUCCUACUGGCGUCUAAGUCACGCAUUUGGAAGGUUGUGGUGGCAGCCG